This is a messenger RNA of Callithrix jacchus (white-tufted-ear marmoset), 16010 nucleotides long. The record is from RefSeq and is a predicted model, not a curated record. NCBI's taxonomy places the organism in Eukaryota, Metazoa, Chordata, Mammalia, Primates, Cebidae.
GAAGAAAUCACUGGCGUGCGUGUUACACAGAGCUUUGGAGAUCGUAGCAAAAAUGAAGGCAUGCUGCUUGGAUGUGGUGCCGGGAGGUAGGGGCGGAGGAGCCGCUAGAUCGUGGCUGCGCCUAGUGCCUUCGAAGGCAUUUGACGGUGUUGGUGAUUCUGCACGUAAUUAGUGGAGUUGUCUCAAACCUUUGCCUCCGCCAAAUGAAACCUCCAUUUGAGUGGUCCGCUCGGUUAUUUCUAGGCGUGAACUGAGGAUUCUAAACUCAAAAUGGUGCUCUGUAGAUGUCCAACUUAAGCGUUUUUGAGGAGUUGCAAAUUGGAGCCUCCUGACUGGGUUAAUCCAUUGUGUAGCCGAGGUUCGGUUUUUCUGGAGUAUCUGGUGUUCACGUUGAUGUACUUCGGCCAGUACAAGGUAGCCCAUUGAUGGUCGCUGCGAGAGCCUUGUGCAUCCCUGCGUGUAAUUUGACCCUGUGCAAGGCUUAUUUUAUGCCAGUUAUUGCCUGCAGUUAGAAUUGAAUAACUAUGCGAAUGAGUUGAGACCCUGGAAACCUGGCUUGAGUGAUUUCAGAGGACAGUGGUAGCUGGUUUGAAAUGUGUACGGAUGCUGACAAUUACAUUCAUAGAUUUCAGAUUUCCUUCAGUACUGUGUGAAAGAAUAAAUGACAAAACUUAGCCCCAGGCCAGAUGAACUUGGUUGGUAGAGGGCACCUUGAGGAAUGUACAUUGUUCGAGAGCAACAGAGGUGGCAAUGGUCUUUGAACAUUUUUCACUAUGGCACCCCUAGGAUGCUUUGUUGAGGAAAAUAAUGCAAAGUAAGGUUUUUAAAAUGACUAGUUAUAUUGUCUGAAUUAAUUUUGUUUGUGUUAAUAGAACAAAGUAAUGAUGUGAACAGUUGUAACUGUUUACCUAUACUGAAAGUUUUUUUCCUAUGGAAAGUUUUUAAUAUUUAUUUUCAUAAGAAUAGACAUUCUUGGAAUCUGGUUUUCAUACAGAUUUCUCAUGAUCUGACAAUAGACAUAGUCAGAAAUUGAUAGCACAGAAAAUGGUAACAGUAAACACACACUCGAUUUUAUUAUAAGGAUCUGAUUUUAAAAGCCUGUUUGUAACUCUUCUGUGCUUCUUGUCCAAAACAAAGACCUUGCUGACCUUACUUCGGUUUUACUUUUGUUUUUUUGAGAUGGAGUUUUGCUCUUGUUGCCCAGGCUGGCAUGCAAUGGUGUGAUCUCUGCUCACUGCAGCCUCUGCCUCCAGGGUUCAGGCAAUUCUUCUGCCUCAGCCUCCCUACUAGUUGGGAUUAUAGGUGCCUGCCACCACACCUGGCUAAUUUUUGUAUUUUUAGAAGAGUCGGGGUUUCGCCCUGUUGGUCAGGCUGGUCUCAAACUCCUGACCUUAGGUUAUCCAUCCGCCUCUGCCUCUCAAAGUACUGGGAUUACAGGUGUGAGCCACCUCGCCCGGCCGGUUUUACUUUUAAGGUAUGAUAUUAAAUACAGUUGAAACAGAGACUGUCAUAAAGUUUAAUCUUAACAGUUUAAAAGAUUCUGGCAUUUAAAUAUUCUGUUAGUAAUCUGGAGUAUAUGUAAAUGUUGAUUUUAGAUACUCAUCCUUACAGUGUUUAUUGCUUUUUUUUUUUCAAGUAGCAUAUGCUUAACACUAACAAAGAUUAUUUUGUUGUAACAGGUUUACGUUUAUGUUUAAUUGGCUUAGGAACUUCAGAGUAAAUAGUUGCCCUUAGAAUGCUGAUUAUAAUGAAGGUAGAGUGGAAUGAACUGUUUCAUUUGACAUUCAAUGAUUUAAAAAAUAAUUAAGUCAUACUGGGGAUAUAUGAAACUAAAUUACAAUAUUUUUCAUCACAACUACCACUGCCUUUUUGUUAAACAGCUGGCUUUCCUGAGAUAAAUUUUUGCUUUUCCAAAUGCUGUCGUUUGGCUUCUAAAACCUAGCCAGAGGAGGAGGUCAGGUCUGGAGGAGGGAAGCCUUUCUCCUUAGUGAAGAGAGCUUUCAGUUUGGAGUAAAAUGGAAGACACAGUUCCUGCAGUAGCAGCUGGGAAUGGCGUAUUUACAUCACCUCUCCAACCCCAAGUGAAGGGGAUGAGGUCCUGAUCGUAACUGAGCCUUGCUUGACCCAGGAGGGUGUUGCUAACUUGACUUUUUUUUUUUUUAAAGACUAUGAUGAAAGUUAGUUCAUUUAUUGUUUGAUUUGAGUAUAUAGAGUAUCUUUUUUUGUCAUAGAAGCUCACUAACCUUUUAAGAUUGAAGAACCAUUUUAAAGACUAUUAGGAGGGGUUGUUUUGGGCCUUCUGCAGUAGGAAUUGGAGCAUUAGAUUGCAUGCUUAUGCUUUGGAUGACUGUUUAUCAUUCAGUCAGGAUUUUUGCCUAUCAUUGUGCAAAGGUGAUAUUUGAGAUUUUAUAAGAAAGAAAAUUGGCUGUGAACUCUAGAUUGUCCCAUUUACCAAAGUAAAACAUGAAAGACAAUUAAGAUUUGGGGAUAGAGCAAGCAAAGAGCAGCUGAAGCCUGUGGGAAAAGCUUGAGAAAUGGAGAGAAGGAGACAGGGACAGAUUUAUAGACGUCCUUGGGAGCUAGAAGGAUAGGUUGAGGGAACAGAAGGCGGAGUCCUGAACAGGCAGAGCAGGAAAGGGUCUGUAUAAGCCGGGAAGAACCAGGUAACUUUAUUUGUGUCUGUCUGUUUUGUUUUUGUUAUCUUUGAUUGAAAUUGUUUUGGCUUCUUUCUCAUGAUUUUAAGACAAAUGGAUUUUUACCUUUUCUCCAGCUCUAUCUCGAAGGGUCUUCAAAUAUUUUUAGGUGAGAAGUAAGGAAAUAUUUUGAAGUGUUGGUGGCACAGUCUUUAGUCUGUCUUGCAUGAUAACUGGUUUCACAGUGAAGGUGACUGGAUUUUAGUUAAUUAAGAUACUUAACAUCUUAAUAGUUUGAAGAUGUCAUAGAUUUGAGUAGGGACAGCAAAAUGUCAUGUGAGAAGUGGAUCAUAUUUUUGGAGGAGGGUAGAUUGUACAGGUUUUCUUGCUUUUACCCAGUCUAAUUAUGACUAUUCAAAAUCAAACAAAUGAACUUUUAAAUAAUUGUAUGGUCAUGAGGAGAGCUUUCAUUACAAAAUGAUAUACAAUAAGCUUUCUUUAAACAGACUUUAAUACAGUAGAGUCCAUUUAUAAAUUUUCAGCUUAUACAUAACUUUUUAGGAAUAUAAUUGCUUAAAAAUAUAAAGGUUGUCAAAAAUAACUAUAAAACCUUGUGCAGAAAGUGUAUUAUCUGAUAUUGAAACUGAAAAAUAUAUAAUAUUUGCCAGUGAACUUGCUUGAAUAACCCGAUUAAAAUAAUGGUGCAGUUUCCUAUUGUACAGAUCAUGCAUUUGAAAUGUUUAUUUAAUGAAAAGUAAAUUAUGUAAUUUUUAAAAAUCUCCACCUGGGAUAUAACAAGGUUUUACAUGUUUAAACAUGCUGAAAAUCCAUACCCUUUGUUCCAUUUUUGGAGUUUUUCUAAAAAUGAAUUCUUUGCUUAGCCUUAAAUAUUUUCAGAGAAUGAAGAAGCUAUUGCAGGGAUGGAAAGCUGUUUGUUAAGAAUGCAUUCCUCCUCUGUAGCCCUCAAAAGACUAUAGAGCUGUGUGCAGAGCUAGACAAUCUGGGCAUCCAGCCAUAAAACAUCACUGCUGUAGCACAGAUAGUUGUUCGCACUCUCCUGAGCCCUCUGUGGCUGCAAACCACAACAGAAGAAAUGGUCUUGGGAAAGCAACAUUCACUGUUAUUUUGAACUCUUAAUAUGCUCUGUGUCUCUCUGAGUUCCAGCUAUGCAUUGGGACUUUGGUUUUCUAAAAUAUAGUAGUGAUUAAGGAUGCACAAUAAUAUAGCUUCUUAAGUAUAUGCCUCUUGUAAGCCAGCGGAUUUAAAUGUUUUCUCUAGGAAAUAAGGGGUGUCUAGGAACUAAGAGUUGUCUGUCCCACCAUUUUCCUCUUUAUUUGCCUCUUUGUUGUUGGAGAACCGCUGCCCUAAGACCCAUAUGAUCACUGGGCCAUGCACAGUGCAGAUGGCCCAAAGAGUCAUCUGGAGUUUUCCAGAGAUCUUGUGGGAUGGAUUGGUCUAAUGUGGCUCAGUUUCCACUUCCUCAUGAACCUUUUUGGUGUAACAGAAUUUUUAAUUUUUUGCAUAAAAAUGAAGUAGACAGUGACUGGCAUCUAUUCGUAUAAAAACAAACUGUUUACUCUGAAGACCCUCUGUUUCCCUCCUUCAGACACUUUUAAAAAUUAAUACUCUUGUAUUUUUAUAACAUCCCUCUCUGAAGGAUUGAACUACAAACCUACAGUAUCACAAUAUCAACUCGAAUUAUUCUAAGCAGUUGGAUAACUGCUCACAUAUGAGCAGUUGAGUAAAGGAAGUUGAGUCCUUUACUAAUGUGCAGAUUGUCUUUUGACGUGGCCAACUAAUGCCAGAUGCAGUUUAGUGCCCAGGUGGUUAUUGGGAAUAUGUGCUUUGUUUGAUUCAUUUCAUGUGUGCCUUCUAGCUUAUUAAGAAUAAGAUCUCUCACACUCAAAUCAAGUGCUUGGUUUGAGCCUGGAAAGGUAUGUUUUACCUGUUUAUUCCCAAAGAUAAUUUCUUUUUAUUUACUCUUUUAGGAAGCAGGGGAAACCUAAGUUAAAAUAGCAACUGAGAAUUAAACUAAGAUCUGAAACUGGGAAACGGCAAUGCAGGCACAGGUAUCACCGUUCCAACCACUGUUGCUGUGAGAUGAUGUGGACAGUAAUUGUUCAGAAGUUACGGUGGGGGAGAGGGAGAUGCACAAGUAUUUUUUUCUCAUACUACUUAUGAAAUACGAAAUGCAGAGUGAGGGGCCAAGAGUGUAGGGAAGGAAUUUAACAGGUUUUGUUCUUCAGGAGGCCAUGGCUGAUGUCUUAAACAAGGUUUUUUGGUAGGGAGGCAUAGUAAGGGAAGAAGGUGAUGGAUUUGUGGGAACAAGUACAUUUGAGUCACUGAGGACAGUUGGGAAUUGUGAGGUGGGAGUGGAUGAGGUUAGAAAGCACCCUCAGGUAACCAGAUCUCCAUUUACAAUUAAUGUGAGCAUGUAUGAUGUGCUUAUGUGCCAAGGACUUGAGUUUAUCUUAUUUAUCCUCACAACACUCCUAUGAAGUCUUUGCAUUUAACAUUCCCAUUUUAUAGAUGAGCAAAGGGAGUUAUUUCCACAAGAUCCUAUAGCUUAUAGGAGAUGAAGCCAGAAUUUAAACUCAGAUAGUACACUUCAAAGCCCUCACAUAUGGAAAAAGCUUGGAUUAUUUUGAUACCUUCUUCAUUAGUCUCCUAAGGCCGCCAAUAUUAACUGACUGCCUUCUGAGCAGUUUGGGUGUAUGAUCUCAUUCAUUCCUCCUCAGCAGCUUGUAAGUUAGGAACUGUGAUUAUACUCACUUUAUAGAUGGGGAAGCUGAAAGCUGAUGGAAGUUGAAUAAUUUGCCCCAAAGCAAAGCCUUAAUAAAUGUGUCUAGGUCCCCAGAAGCCAGAGCCUGAGCUCUUUAUCAUUCCACUGCACUGCCUUCUGUGCGCAGCGGCCACAGGGAAGGACAUGAACUUCUUCCCGCCCUCCCAAGCUGUUUUAUUAGUAAUAGUAAGAGAAAUUAUGGGCACCAGGCAAUCUGUUAAAGAGAGAGCAAUACAUGUUGUGAAGAAAGCCACGCACACAUACGGAAAAGUUAACAAAAAUCGAAGGUAAUAUAUCAUUAUAUAGCUGUAUACUGUAUCUCCUCUCAUAAAAGGAUGCAUGUCAAAAUAUUGGAUGCCCUGAGAAGUCCAGGAGCAAAAGAAAUAUGUUUACCUUUAUUGGCCUAGCAUUUCCUAGACUUAUGUGGCCAUUGGACAGUGUUUUCCCUUCAUACCACUUUUUAGUUCAGCAGGACUGACUUUAACAAAUUUAGAAAGGAAGAGCGCUUCGUCAUCCCCAGAGGCCUGCGGGCUGGAGUGGGUAGGCAAGACUUCCCUUGAAAUGAGCUCUGAAAGACUGGCAGAGUUUGGUUGGCUGAAAGGGAUAGUCUACAAGGAGACAUACAGGCAAGCCAUGUUUGGGAAUAUUUUGUAAAGUGUGUAACAUAAUGACCAAGACACAGUAGGGACGGGAUAUAGUUAUUGACUAGAUGAGUGCAGAGGCCUGGCUGUAAAUGGAGGUUCUGUGUUAGCAAUAAGGUUUAGAAGGGUCUCUGGGGCUAGCAGGUAGAACUUCUGGUUGUUGGCUUCUUAGGAAUGGUUGAUGUCUGUUGGUGGGCAUGACAUGAAUCGAGUGGUGGAUUAGAAACUUCCUUGAGCGGAGAUAUGGUGUUAAAACUGUGACUGUUGCAGCUGUGUAAGGUGAUGCUUACAUGCUGAUAGGGUCAAACUGAAAAGGUGUUAGGAAGAAUCAGCAGAAUAAAAUAAUACAAAACGAUUGAUGUGGGUUGUUGGAAAGAAUGAGCUCUAAGAGGCUAUGGUACUUACUGCUCUUCCUAGAAUGUGCCACAGAGGCUUUAAACUGAUAAAGAAGCUAAUGUUAGGGUAUUUGCUUGGCCAGGCGUAGUGGUUCACGCCUGCAAUCCCAGCACUUUGGGAGGCUGAGGUGGGCGGAUCACAAGGUCGGAAGAUGGAGACCGUGAAACCCAGUCUUUCCUAAAAAUACAAAAAAUUAGCCGGGCCUGGUGAUACGUGCCUGUAAUCCCAGCUACUCGGGAGGCUGAGGUAGGAGAAUUGCUUGAACCUGGGAGGUGGAGGUUGCAGUGAGCAGAGAUCGCGCCGUUGCACUCCAGCCUGGGGACAAGAGUGAUACGCCAUCUCAAAAAAACAAAAAACAGCCCACAAGGUAGCACGCUGCUCUUCUAAGAUGGCUGCCGCUACCUUUGUGAUAGCGGCCGCCGCUACCGUGUGAGGUGUGAUGGCCGCCUCAGGUCAGGUGGAAGGUAAAAAUAUCACCGAUCUGGCCAGGAGCGGUGGCUCCCACCUGUAAGCACUUUGGGAGGCCGAGGCGGGAGGAUCACGAGGUCAGAGGAACGAGAUCAUCCUGGCUAACAUGGUGAAACCCGGUCUCUACUAAAAAUACAAAAAAUUAGCCGGGUGGUGGCAGGCGCCUGUAAUCCCAGCCACUCGGGAGGCUGAGGUAGGAGAAUCGCUUCAACCCAGAAGGCGGAAGGCGGAGGUUGCGGUGAGCCAAGAUCGCGAACCUGCACUCCAGCCUGGGGGCAAGAAUGAAACGUCAUCAAAAAAAAAAAAAAAAAAAAAGAAGAAGAAGAAAAGCUGAGCCCAUGAGGUAGCGCACUGCUCUUCUAAGAUGGCCGCCGCUACCGGUGUGAUGGUCGCCUCGGGUCAGGUGGAAGGUAAAAAGAUCGCCGAUUUAGCCAGGCGCGGUGGCUCACGCCUAUAAUCCCAGCACUUUGGAAGGUCGAGGCGGGCGGAUCAUCAGGUCGGAAGAUCGAGACCAUCCUGGCUAACACGGUGAAACCAGUCUCUACUAAAAAUACAAAAAGCCGGGCGUGGUGGCACGCACCUGUGAUCCCAGCUACUCGGAAGGCUGAGGGAGAAAGAGCAAGAAACACAAGAAGAGGAACGUUUGAUGGAAGAAAAGAAAAAGAAAAAGCAGGAAGAAAAGAAAAAGAAGGAAGGUGCUCAGAAAAAGGCUGCUGAUCAAAAAACCAAAGGUUCCAGUGUGUCUUUGCCAGCUAUCCUUUAUGAUAAAAAAGUGCCAGAACCUACUAAGACCUGUUCAAGCCAGCCCCAACCUGCCGGUACCAGUACCAGUACUUCCACCAGCACUAUCUCCAACAGCAACAAUGGCAAACGUGCAUCUGCCAGUGGCCAGCAGCCAGCUGCAUCCCGUUACCUGCCUCGAGAGGUGCCUCCACGCUUCCGCCAGCAAGAACAGAAGCAGCUAUUAAAGAGAGGUCAGCCAUUGCCUACGGGGACUCUAACCAGUGUGAGCCCAACCCAGGGUGCUGGGCCUGCAGGGGUAAGCCCACCUCCCCUAUCUGGAGCCGGAACACAGCAUCAUCCCAGUAAGCUCCAACCAGAUCUCAGUCAUAGUGGAUUGGCAGAUCAUUAUGAAAAUUCCCACUGGGGACAGCAGCCUACUUACAGAAGUGAAGCCAACUGCAGCUGGGAUAAAGUGAUAAUAGAUAGGACUGACAAGGAGGCGUGGCCUUCCAUCACAGGAACAGAGACUGAAUCUGCCUCAGAAUGUACUACAGACACUGACUCUGCCUCCAACUGUGGCUCAGAGAACAGUAGCAUGGCUACAGGGAGUGCCCAGGGCAACUUCACUGGACAUACCAAGAAGACAAAUGGCAAUAAUGGCACCAAUGGCGCACUCGUCCAAAGCCCUUCUAAUCAGAGUGCCCUUGGAGCAGGAGGAGCGAACAGUAAUGGAAGUGCAGCCAGAGUGUGGGGUGUAGCCACAGGCUCCAGCUCUGGCCUGGCUCACUGCUCUAUCAGUGGUGGGGAUGGAAAAAUGGACACCAUGAUUGGAGAUGGGAGAAGUCAGAAUUGCUGGGGUGCUUCCAACUCCAAUGCUGGCAUUAAUCUUAACCUUAAUCCUAAUGCCAACCCAGCUGCCUGGCCUGUACUUGGACAUGAAGGAACCGUGGCAACAGGCAGCCCUUCCAGUAUUUGCAGUCCAGUCAGUGCCAUAGGUCAAAAUAUGGGCAACCAGAACGGGAACCCGACAGGCACUUUAGGUGCUUGGGGAAAUUUGCUGCCGCAAGAGAGCACAGAACCACAAACGUCCACUUCUCAGAAUGUGUCUUUCAGCGUACAACCUCAGAACCUUAACACUGAUGGACCAAAUAACACUAACCCCAUGAACUCUUCACCCAACCCUAUCAAUGCAAUGCAGACAAAUGGACUGCCAAACUGGGGCAUGGCUGUUGGUAUGGGGGCCAUCAUCCCACCCCACCUGCAAGGCCUUCCUGGUGCUAAUGGAUCAUCAGUUUCUCAAGUCAGUGGGGGCAGUGCUGAAGGAAUAAGCAAUUCCGUGUGGGGAUUGUCCCCAGGUAACCCUGCCACAGGAAAUGGCAAUUCUGGGUUCAGUCAGGGGAAUGGAGACACUGUGAACUCAGCAUUAAGUGCUAAACAAAAUGGAUCCAGCAGUGCUGUGCAAAAGGAAGGAAAUGGAGGAAAUGCUUGGGAUUCAGGACCUCCUGCUGGUCCUGGAAUACUUGCUUGGGGAAGGGGCAGUGGCAACAAUGGUGUUGGUAAUAUCCAUUCAGGAGCUUGGGGCCACCCCAGCCGAAGCACCUCUAAUGGUGUGAAUGGAGAAUGGGGAAAGCCCCCAAACCAGCAUUCCAAUAGUGACAUCAAUGGGAAAGGAUCAACAGGGUGGGAAAGUCCUAGUGUCACCAGCCAGAACCCUACUGUGCAGCCUAGCGGUGAACACAUGACCUCCUGGGCCAAAGCUGCGUCUUCUGGAACUACAGCAAGUGAAGGAAGUAGUGAUGGUUCUGGCAACCACAAUGAAGGAAGCACUGGGAGGGAAGGAACAGGAGAAGGCCGAAAGCGAGAUAAAGGGAUUAUAGACCAAGGGCAUAUCCAGUUGCCAAGGAAUGAUCUUGACCCAAGAGUUCUGUCUAAUACUGGUUGGGGACAGACUCCUGUAAAGCAAAACACUGCCUGGGAAUUUGAAGAAUCCCCUAGGUCUGAAAGGAAAAAUGACAAUGGGACAGAGGCCUGGGGUUGUGCAGCUACUCAGCCUUCAAACUCAGGGGGGAAGAACGAUGGGUCCAUCAUGAACAGUACAAAUACCUCUUCAGUAUCUGGGUGGGUCAGUGCGCCACCUGCCGCUGUGCCAGCAAACACAGGUUGGGGAGAUGGCAACAACAAAGCGCCAAGUGGCCCGGGGGUUUGGGGGGACUCGAUAAGCUCUACUGCUGUUAGUACUGCUGCUGCUGCCAAGAGUGGCCAUGCUUGGAGUGGGGCUGCAAAUCAGGAGGACAAGUCACCCACCUGGGGUGAGCCUCCAAAGCCCAAAUCCCAACACUGGGGAGAUGGACAAAGAUCAAAUCCAGCCUGGAGUGCAGGAGGGGGAGACUGGGCAGAUUCAUCAGCUGUCCUGGCACACUUAGGGGAUGGGAAAAAAAAUGGAUCUGGAUGGGAUGCUGAUAGUAAUAGAUCAGGGUCUGGUUGGAAUGACACCACGAGAUCUGGGACCAGCAGCUGGGGCAGCACAAAUACAAAGGUCAAUCCAGGUACAAACUGGGGGGAGACUUUAAAACCUGGCCCCCAACAAAACUGGGCUAACAAACCCCAAGACAACAAUGUGAGUAACUGGGGAGGAGCUGCUUCUGUGAAACAGACAGGAACAGGGUGGAUCGGGGGGCCGGUACCAGUCAAACAGAAGGACAGCAGUGAAGCAACUGGCUGGGAAGAACCCUCUCCACCGUCCAUUCGCCGCAAAAUGGAAAUUGAUGAUGGUACCUCAGCUUGGGGGGACCCAAGCAACUAUAACAAUAAAACUGUAAACAUGUGGGAUAGAAACAACCCGGUCAUCCAGAGCAGUACCACAACCAAUACCACCACCGCCACCACUACCACGAGCAACACCACACACAGGGUGGAGACGCCGCCACCACACCAGGCCAGUACUCAACUGAAUCGAUCACCAUUGCUCGGUCCAGGUAUGAAAGUUUCAUCAGGCUGGGGAGAAAUGCCUAAUGUUCACUCAAAGACUGAACACUCUUGGGGAGAACCAUCCUCCCCUUCUACCCUGGUGGACAAUGGCACAGCAGCAUGGGGGAAGCCUCCCAGCAGUGGCAGCGGGUGGGGAGAUCACCCUGCCGAGCCGCCGAUGGCGUUUGGAAGAGCUGGCGCACCUGUUGCUGCCUCGGCCCUGUGCAAACCAGCUUCAAAAUCUAUGCAAGAAGGCUGGGGCAGUGGUGGGGAUGAAAUGAACCUCAGUACCAGCCAGUGGGAGGAUGAAGAAGGAGACGUGUGGAAUAAUGCUGCUUCCCAAGAAAGCACCUCCUCCUGCAGCUCCUGGGGGAACGCCCCCAAAAAAGGACUUCAGAAGGGCAUGAAGACGUCUGGCAAGCAGGAUGAGGCCUGGAUCAUGAGCCGGCUGAUCAAACAACUCACAGACAUGGGCUUCCCGAGAGAACCAGCUGAGGAGGCCUUGAAGAGUAACAAUAUGAAUCUUGAUCAGGCCAUGAGCGCUCUGCUGGAAAAGAAGGUGGACGUGGACAAGCGUGGGCUGGGAGUGACCGACCAUAAUGGAAUGGCCGCCAAGCCCCUCGGCUGCCGCCCGCCAAUCUCCAAAGAGUCUUCCGUGGACCGCCCCACCUUUCUUGACAAGGAUGGCGGUCUCGUGGAAGAGCCCACGCCUUCACCGUUCUUGCCUUCCCCAAGCCUGAAGCUCCCCCUUUCACACAGUGCACUCCCCAGUCAGGCCCUGGGUGGGAUUGCCUCCGGGCUGGGCAUGCAAAACUUGAAUUCUUCUAGACAGAUAACGAGUGGCAAUCUGGGUAUGUUUGGCAAUAGUGGAGCAGCACAAGCCAGGACCAUGCAGCAGCCGCCACAGCCACCAGUGCAGCCUCUUAACUCUUCCCAGCCCAGUCUCCGUGCUCAAGUGCCUCAGUUUCUAUCCCCUCAGGUUCAAGCACAGCUUUUGCAGUUUGCAGCAAAAAACAUUGGUCUCAACCCUGCACUAUUAACCUCGCCAAUUAAUCCUCAGCAUAUGACGAUGUUGAACCAGCUCUAUCAGCUGCAGCUGGCAUACCAACGUUUACAAAUCCAGCAGCAGAUGUUACAGGCCCAGCGUAAUGUGUCCGGAUCCAUGAGACAACAGGAGCAGCAAGUUGCGCGCACAAUCACUAAUCUGCAGCAGCAGAUCCAGCAGCACCAGCGCCAGCUGGCCCAGGCCCUGCUCGUGAAGCAGCCACCGCCGCCGCCACCCCCGCCGCACCUGUCUCUGCACCCCUCUGCAGGCAAAUCGGCCAUGGACAGCUUCCCCUCACACCCCCAGACUCCCGGCCUACCUGACCUGCAGACCAAAGAGCAGCAGUCUUCACCCAACACCUUUGCUCCUUACCCUCUUGCUGGACUGAACCCAAACAUGAAUGUCACCAGCAUGGAUAUGACAAGUGGCUUGUCGGUGAAGGACCCAUCCCAGUCCCAGUCACGCCUCCCCCAGUGGACGCACCCCAACUCCAUGGAUAGCUUGCCCAGCGCCGCCUCCCCCCUGGAGCAGAACCCUAGCAAGCGUGGUGCUAUCCCUGGAGGUCUAAGCAUUGGGCCUCCAGGUAAGUCCUCCAUUGAUGACUCCUAUGGCCGGUACGAUUUAAUCCAGAACAGUGAGUCACCUGCCAGUCCUCCCGUAGCUGUUCCCCAUAGCUGGUCACGUGCCAAAUCUGACAGUGAUAAAAUCUCAAAUGGCUCUAGCAUCAGCUGGCCCCCAGAAUUCCAUCCGGGAGUUCCAUGGAAAGGACUGCAGAAUAUUGACCCUGAGAAUGACCCUGAUGUCACUCCUGGCAGUGUCCCCACUGGGCCUACCAUCAAUACCACCAUCCAGGAUGUCAACCGCUACCUCCUCAAGAGUGGAGGGUCCUCCCCGCCAUCAUCUCAGAAUGCCACGCUGCCUUCUUCGAGUGCCUGGCCGCUCAGUGCCUCCGGCUACAGUAGCUCUUUCAGCAGCAUUGCAUCCGCGCCUAGUGUUGCAGGUAAACUGUCAGACAUUAAGUCAACAUGGUCCUCUGGCCCUGCCUCCCACACGCAAGCCUCUCUGUCUCAUGAACUGUGGAAGGUGCCCAGAAACACUACUGCACCCACGAGGCCACCUCCAGGGUUAACCAAUCCCAAGCCUUCCUCCACCUGGGGUGCCAGCCCCCUCGGCUGGACCAGCUCCUACUCCUCGGGUUCUGCCUGGAGCACCGACACCUCAGGAAGAACCAGCAGCUGGCUUGUUCUUCGAAACCUCACUCCCCAGAUCGAUGGCUCCACACUGCGGACACUGUGUUUGCAACAUGGGCCUCUCAUCACAUUCCACCUGAAUCUGACUCAAGGCAAUGCCGUGGUCCGGUACAGCUCCAAGGAGGAGGCUGCCAAGGCCCAGAAGUCUCUGCACAUGUGCGUCCUGGGAAACACUACCAUCCUGGCAGAGUUUGCUGGCGAAGAAGAAGUGAAUCGCUUCUUGGCUCAAGGCCAGGCACUGCCAUCCACCUCCAGCUGGCAGUCCAGCAGCGCAUCCAGCCAGCCGCGGCUCAGCGCAGCGGGCAGCUCCCAUGGCCUGGUGCGCAGCGAUGCUGGCCACUGGAAUGCCCCAUGCCUGGGUGGCAAGGGAAGCAGUGAGCUGUUGUGGGGUGGGGUGCCCCAGUACUCCAGCAGCCUGUGGGGCCCGCCCAGUGCCGACGACAGCAGGGUGAUCGGCAGUCCAACCCCACUGACCACCCUGCUGCCCGGGGACCUGCUCAGUGGGGAGUCCCUGUAGGAGCUGCCGCCAUCAGCACCAGGAGAGCCGACCCCUCCCGGGACCCUCCCAGCUGGACGGCCCCACACACCCACUGGAACCCCGUGGCGGCCGCCCUUUUGAGUACCUCUGUCCAGGACUGAAGACGAACCUUGGCCGCAGUCCUUGCGAACUGUUCCCAAAACAGUGCGGGCUGCGGUGGGUCAGCGUCACAUGCUAAUGACAGUAUGUUCCUUGUAGCUUUUUAUUUUGUGUGUCUUAUGUUUGUAUAGUAAGUUGUCAUUUUGAUUUUUUUUUUUUUUUUUUUUUUUUAAGUAUAAAAGCUGCUUAGAAUAGUUCUAUCAUGAAGGGCACUUUUCAGAUUGUGGGCUGGAAAGGGUUAUUUUAUCUGUGGGGGAGGGAGGGAGACGUGAAGCCUAUUUAAAAUGAGCCUGUGACGAUUAUGCACAUUACCAGAGGCGGCCGGUAAUCAGGGCAGAGUCUGGUGUGGACAGCCGGGCGCAGAGCGGCUCCGCAUGGUAGUUGAGUGGAAGGCGCAGGCUGCGGUCUGCUCUGUUCCCCUGGAUCCGCCUAUGCACAUUACCCUUGUUUCAUUACUUUUUCAUGUCAUUUUUUUAUCCCAAAAAAUAUUUUUUAAAAGUUAAAAAAAAAAGACAUAUCAAACAUGCAAAUACUUGAAUCCAGCAGGCCAAUAGUGAAAUGUGAACACUUUCUAAUUCUACACUUCCAGGUUGACAUCAGUACACAGAACAGGCUCUAGGAAAAAUUUCUAAGUUCAUAGCCUACGUGCGUGUGUAUGUGUGCGUGUUGAAACAAGUGUGUGUGCGUGUGCGGUGCGUGAUUCUCAGCACGCAGUUCUCUGUGUCCGUGUGUUUGAAAGCGUGUGAGGAUUUAACUGUGGGUUUCCCUUGUAUUCAGUAUAUGCUUUUUUUUGGCGCAUUGGUCAAACGUUUGUUACUAUUAGCUUCUAACUUUGCACUGAGUGUCCUCGCCCUUCCUUUAGCUAAUCCUAUACAUCACAGAGAAUUCCCAGGACAGGGCCGGCGACAAUUCAUGUGUAAAUGUUUACUCAAGGACUCUGUGACUGCGUUUAAAAAGUACAGUGUAUAUCUCUGGAGAAAGAAUAUGUAUACCUACCUUUAGCAGCUUUUUAUUGUGAACUAAUGCAAGAAAAUUAUUACCAGAGUAUUGCACCAUUUUUCCAUUUGGAAUAUAAAGUUAACGAGAAAAAAACUGUUGUUGAACUGUGGCCAUAGAUACUUGUAAAGAAUGGAUGGUUCCGCGGGAGGAACAGAAACAAGCACUUGGACGUGGGUUGUGACUGCUUUUGGGGGAGCCUGGGGUUUGGGCUCCCACCUGUUUACAGACCUUUUUUUCUCCUUCAGACUUUAAAAUUUUAAAAAUUUAAAAAGGAAUUAAAAAAAAAAAGACUUCCGUCGUAAAGAAACCUAUUUUCAGAAUGCAGAUACGCUCCUUCAGAGCUCUGGGACGGGACAGUGUUGUUCCCUCGGCCAUCGUCGUGGGCUCUGUCGAUUGCUUUCGCCCCUUCGUCAAGGUGACAGGCGUUGUGGCCACUGUCUUGCACAUGCCGGACGCGCUCUCAGGAAAGCCAGGGCUCCCGAGGGCAGCUCCACACCAUUUCAUGUAUUUUUAAACCCAACUCCUAGCACUGAAGAUGUUAUUAAAAAAAAAAAAAAAAAAAAAAUGAAAAAAUUUAAAAAAAGAAAACAAAAAAAAAAACAGACAAAGAAGAAAAAUACCUAAUCUCUAAUGUGUAGCAGUUACAUAUUUACCAAAUAAUGGACUCAAAAGAAAUAGAUGUUUGAAGAGUGCUUUAUAUAUUAAAAAUUGCUUUAUGUUUUAAGAAUGAUCAAUGUUUUGAUUGUUUUGCAAGGAAGAAAGACAAUGGAAUAACAUACCCUCAAGUAUGUUUUAAAAUAUAUAUAUAUGAACAUUGUGCUCCCUGCCUGCUUGAUCAGGAAACUUGUGCAUUACAUUUUUUUUAAUUAGCUUUUUAAUGGUUUUAUCAAUACAAAAAUAUAUACAAAAAAAAAAGUCCUGCAAGAUUGCAGAUCCACAAAAGCUGGUUUUAUAGAGACCAUGAACUAUGCACGGACUGGGUUCAAGACUUCUUUUCUCAAGUUCAGUAGGGUCUUCAGCAAGCCGACCUCCCUCAGUGACCGCAUCUCAUCGCCAUUACAUGCAUUCUGUAUAUUCGAUGGACAUACACCUGCGUAUGUGUAUCCAGUAUAUGUGCGUGUGAGCGUGUGUGUGCGUGUGUGCACCCGACAUACCACUUCCUGUGCUACCAGCGAGCACUGAGCUGUAGAACUCCUGGUGUUUUAAAAUUGGGGAUGAAAGUCAACAAUAUGUUAGUUUGUUUUGGGGUUUUGUUGGGUUUGUUUGAGGUUUUUUUUUUUUUUUUUUUUUGGACCUUUUAUUUUGGAUUUAAUUGUCUGUAACUCUGAGAUUAAAAAACAAGUUUGUGGCUCUUAAUGUUUUUCUCAUAGAAUGUGAUUGUUGAAGAACAUGCAUCGAAAUUUGCUUUCAAAAGUACAACGCUUUAUUGAAUCCUAAUAAAUUGCAAUUUUUUUUCUUGGCUGUUCAAA